AGCUGCGAACCGUCACUUCCGCAAAAUAUUCAUACAUUUUCCGCCAGCUCCAACACCGCGCCACCGAAGAGAUAAACAACUGCUUAAACGCUUCUCGACGCUGAAAGUUCUUUGUUCGUUCUCAGCGUUAGCUAAAAGCUUAAGCACCGCGAUGGCUGAUAAGAUGAAUAUGUCUCUGGACGACAUUAUCAAGCUGAACAAGAAAGGAGGCAGCGGCCGAGGAGGAAGAUCAUCCGGGUCGGGUGGAAGUUCAGGUUGGGCCGGUGGAUCGUCGAGGCCAGUGCGGAGUCGACAGAAUAACUUCAACCGUGAGAGAAACAACAGAUCCACACCGUACACCAGGCCCAGAGAGUUACCAGACAAAUGGCAGCAUGACAUGUUUGAGGAGCAUGUUAGUGGACGCCAAGUACAAAGUGCUGGGGCUGAAAGAAGUGUAGAAAAUAGUGGCAAGCUGCUGGUUUCCAAUCUGGACUUUGGCGUCUCUGACUCAGAUAUCAAGGAGCUGUUUGCAGAGUUUGGGGCAUUGAAAAAGGCGUCUGUACACUAUGACCGGUCCGGUCGCAGUAAAGGAACAGCAGAUGUUCACUUUGAAAAUAUGGCAGAUGCACUAAAAGCCAUGAAGCACUAUAAUGGUGUCCCACUUGAUGGACGCCCCAUGAAAAUCCAGCAAGUGACGUCAGAGGUCAAUGCACAUAGUAGACAAUCCACACAAAGUUCAAACAGAGGGUUUGACAGGAGCAGGCUCGGUCAACCCAAGACUGAAAGGAGGGAACGGGGUGAAAAGAGGCAAGGUGGCGGCAGUGGAGGUUUCAGAGGUCGUGGAAGAGGGGGUGGGAACAGACCCCAACUUUCUGCAGAAGAGUUGGAUGCCCAGUUGGACGCUUACAAUGCCAAGUUUCAGAUGGACACCAGUUAGAAGCACUCAGAGAGGAUGCUGCUCCUGUCCCUUUUUUAAAAUUUUGGACAUUCAUUUAAAAAAAAAAAAAAAAUCAGGUAAAUCUGAUAUGGUGGAUCAGACUUGAUUACACUCGUGUUUUGAAGCCAUUUUAUUGUAUGGACCAUUGUAUUCUUCUGAUUUUUGUAGCCAUGUUUUUUGGGUCAGUUUUACGUUUUGAGGAUUUUUCUCUCAGGCCAGCGGCUCCUGUGCUUUUUUUUCCCCAAAUGUAUGGACAAUUACCUUAAACCUGCAAAAUAUUUUAUUUUAUCUUUUUUUAAUCAUGUAAACCUGAUUCAGUGGUAUGACAGGCUGUUUAAUAUGCUGUUAAAAUGUUAAUGCACAUCAAUUCAGUUAUUACUGUAUACUUGACAUGAUGAACAUAUUUCAGGGUUCAAGUGUUACAAGGGUUUUGUACAUAAAUACAUUAUAUUGAAUCAACUGUCCAGUGUUUGUUUAUUUAGAAAAUUCCCUUCCUGGGACACAGUGAUUUUACCAGUGACACUGAAAACGUUUUUAAAAAUGAAUAAAAACUAAAUGUGACCAAAUGA
Xiphias gladius (swordfish) is the source of this 1485-nucleotide messenger RNA. RefSeq names its product THO complex subunit 4-like. Gene Ontology annotation, biological process: mRNA export from nucleus. The record is from RefSeq and is a predicted model, not a curated record. The transcript is spliced from 6 exons. Gene Ontology annotation, cellular component: nucleus. Lineage: Eukaryota; Metazoa; Chordata; Actinopteri; Istiophoriformes; Xiphiidae. Gene Ontology annotation, molecular function: mRNA binding. Bases 152 to 916 code for a protein of 254 amino acids.